Messenger RNA from Pseudomassariella vexata, 705 nucleotides. RefSeq lists its product as uncharacterized. The record is from RefSeq and is a predicted model, not a curated record. The transcript has a single exon. NCBI's taxonomy places the organism in Eukaryota, Fungi, Ascomycota, Sordariomycetes, Amphisphaeriales, Pseudomassariaceae. The coding region runs from base 135 to 587 and encodes 150 amino acids.
AGCACGUGGUUAUGGGACCAGUGGCGGCCAUGGGCACCUGCAGAGUCGGGGUACCUCUGCUCAGGAUCCAGGAGUCUUGAUUGAGUAUUUGAGCAAUUGCAGAGAAUGCUGAUCUUUUGCGGUGCCAAAUAAGAAUGGCCUUCGAUCUUAUCGUCACGAGACUAAUGCACACUGUGGUGCAGCAGUUUAAUUUUCGCAUGGGCAGCAUGCUCACCUCUGCCGCUAUCAUCGCCCGGAAUGGGCCAGGUGCAACGGCAUCAAAUCAGAAUCAUUCACUGGAAAGUGUUUUCAUGUCCACGCACUGUAUGCCACCCUUCGAUUUUACUACAAGUCUUUUCAGAAUUGUAGCAAGUAAGGGUAUUGCCGGAUCUGUGUAUGGACAAAGAAAAACGCUGAACUUCAACAUCAAUAAUACAUCACGAACUUCCAACACUGAGGUUGGAGAUCUUUGGCUGUGGGCAAUGAUCAUUGCAAUCGGUUGCUUACAGCUGAUGCCAUUGUCCAACUUUAUUGUUAGUGGCCGCACUAGCCCCAAAACUGCAGACAUUAUGGUAGCGUUCCUGUUGCGCUUGUCCUUAUGUAUAUGACAGUAUGAGGUCGUGAAACCUGUGGCUGCAUGUCUAUCACAGUAUCAAGAUUCACUUCUUCCUCUAAGCAUCCCAUAGUAUCUCUAUAAAACGUCGUCACUGCUUAGCUGUACUCGAU